Molecule: messenger RNA, 3039 nt
Organism: Xyrauchen texanus (razorback sucker)
Lineage: Eukaryota; Metazoa; Chordata; Actinopteri; Cypriniformes; Catostomidae
Product: adhesion G-protein coupled receptor G2-like
Exons: 14
Coding region: 91-2007 (638 amino acids)
Biological process (GO): cell surface receptor signaling pathway; adenylate cyclase-activating G protein-coupled receptor signaling pathway
Cellular component (GO): membrane
Molecular function (GO): G protein-coupled receptor activity
Source: RefSeq, a predicted model, not a curated record
GUUCAGUGACAUCUAACCACAUAUUAUACCUUUGGGAUGAUCAGCAUCUGAAUUACAAACUUGCCACAUAGUGUUCCCACAACAACCAGAAUGGAAAACGGGAUGAGGUCGUCCCACAGAGUUGAAGAUAUGAGACUCCUUCUACUUCUGAUCAUGAUCAAUGGCAUGAAUAAUGUAGAAACCUGUAACACCAAUGGAACAUUAACAAUGCUAAUCAAAACUACAAUGGAGCUGAUCAUCCCAUAUCCAACUGAACUGAACCUAACUGUCAAUGACAACGUGGGAAAUUUAUUCUGCUAUUUAAACAGUGAUUCAUGUUAUAUUGAGUGUUCCUAUUACAAUUUCUUUAAUAACACAAACUUUACUACACCAGAAAUCUUUGACGUGUCUGUGAAUAUGAAGCAUACAUUCGGAAUUGACUUAAGUAUAAACCGUGUGACCAAUUUGUCACAAUGUACUGUGGUACCAUGCCUUGCUCAAAACAUUAGCAACUUAUUGAAAUGGAAAGAAAGUCAUAUGAAUGUUCCAAAAGAUCUGACAAACAUACUACGUAUGAAAAGAAUGUGCAAAGAUGUGUUUAAUGAGUCUGGAAUAGUGGAUAACUACAUGAAAGUGGAGAGGAAAGCCAUAAACAGCGUUAUAAAUAUCAACAUGUCUGAGCAAUCCAAGAACUACAGUCUUGAGGAUUUCGCCAUGACUGUGGUUCAGUUGAACUUUAGCAACAAUGACAGUCAACUAAUCCCUGCUUCAAUUGUAUUAGAUGAUACUAAUGUGAUACAGACUUGGAUCCCGGAGGAGCCUUUCCAAAAUGAGAUCCAUAAUCAAAUUGCUGUCAUUACCUAUGAUUCCGAUGAGAUCUUUGCGUUGAAUCUGAGCAAUGGAACAUUAAUAUCAAAGGUCGUACGAAUUGAAGUUCCUGGACGAGAUAUUGCGAACUUGGCCAAUUCGGUUAAAAUGCACUUCCCAGUUCUUUUUAUGAACUCAACUAACUACAACCAUUCCUGUCAGUUCUAUGAUGAAAAAGGCACAGUAGGAGUAAAAGGAAACACUAACUGGAAAACGGAUGGGUGUGUUACUAGUGUGAUCAGUGAUUAUGUUGUGGAGUGCUCCUGUAAUCACACAACCCCAUUUGCUGUUCUUCUGGUUGAGCUGAAGAUUGACAAACACAACUGGAUGAUACUGUCAUUGAUCAGCUACAUAGGCUGUGGGCUGUCUGCUAUAUUUUCUGCUUGCACCAUCUUGUCCUAUAUUGUCAACAGUAAUGCAAGGAAAGAAGUGUCGAACAGCAUCCAUGUGUCUCUGAGUGGCGCUCUGUUGCUCCUCAACACCAGCUUCAUGCUCAGCGAGUGGGCAGCCAUAUGGAAAAUUAAUGGAGUUUGUGUGUUUGUUGCCGUGGUGAUACACUACAGUCUGCUGUGCUGCUUCACCUGGAUGGCCAUUGAAGCUUUGCAUCUCUACAUUCUUCUCAUCAAAGUGUUCAACAUUUAUAUCAGAAACUACAUGCUCAAGAUGUCCCUGAUCGGAUGGGGAAUCCCUGGCAUUAUUGUUGGAGGCUUGCUGGCAGCUUAUGAUAGUCGUCCUUUGUAUGGCAAAGUACCGAUGACACUUUUAGAUACCAAUACAACAAAUGAAGUAUGCUUGUUCAAAGAUCCUGUCAUCUUCUAUGGCGUGACCAUUUCCUACUUCUCCCUUGUGUUCCUAUUUAACUUCGGAAUCCUAAUCACAAUCUCCAGACAGAUCUUCAAGCCACGGAAAGUGGACAUCAAACAUGAUAGGAGGCAAACUUGCAAAAAUGUCACCACAGUGGUGGGCCUCAUGUGUCUGUUGGGCACCACGUGGGGUUUGGCCUUCUUCACCUCUGGAUAUACCAACUACCCAGUACUUUACCUUUUCUGCAUCUUAAACACAAUGCAAGGGUUUUAUAUCUUUAUGUGGAUGUGUCUAACAGCGAGGAAAUCCAAAAAGAAAGCAACUGAUUCCAGGACUAAAUCCACCACAGACACUUAAACAAGGAGACAUAUCAAGCUUUUUAACUAAGACUCAUUUCAUAAGAAGACUCCAUUUUGGACCUUUUAUUUUUGUCAUAAUUAACUUUCUUUAUUUUACAGAUAUUCAAUACAACCAAACAUGACAAUAUAUUAUCCACUCCACCAACACACAGGACGCUUUUGAAAAGAUAGUUCACCCCAAAAUGAAACCUUUGUUCUCACUUGCAUUGAUUGAUUGAUAACAGGUCAGAUAGGCAGGAGAUGUAGGAAAUGUACAAUUAAAUCUUCAGCUGCAGAAGACAGAGAAAUGACUCAGUUUCACCACGCGCCGUUUGGUUUAGCUUUUAGCUAGUCUACUUCCUUUGCAGCUGAUAACAGGUCAGCUUAAAGUCAGGUUCCUGUUUGAAACUAACCAGAAAUAACCCACAUAAUAACUCAUGUUAAAAAUGUUAACAACUAUUAUUCAUAAACAAGAAACUGUAAAUGCCUUUGUUUUUUUAUUAUUGUGUUAUCAAGUUGAGUAAUAAAUGUUUAAAUCUAAAAUGUUUUGUUUUUACAUAUAUUUUUGAGCCAAUUUGCAACAUGUUACAAUAAUGUUAGUGCCAGAACAUUUCAUUUCUAUUAAAGGGAUAGUUCACCAAAAAUGUUUAAUAAUUUCAUCAUUGAAUAAUUUACCCUCAUGCCAUCCCAGAUGUUCUCACCCAAAACCAACUGGGUCCCUUCGGUAGAUAUGAAUUAAACCACGGAAGUCUUGUGGAUUACUUUUAUGCUGCUUUUCUCUCCUUUUUAGAACUUUUGGAGUUCUGGUCACCAUUCACUUGCAUUAUAUGGACCUUCAGAGCUGGGAUAUUUUUCUAGCAUGUAAAUGAUAGUAAAUGAUGAGAGAAAUUUCCUUUAUGGGUGAACUGUUCCUUUAAGUGAUUGCUUAACACAAAUAGCGCAUUCAGUUGUUGUCAUUUUUUUUAUUAGUAUUGUUUUAAUAUAUAUGUUUCUGGAUUUUUCAUUUUGACAUGUCAUAAUAUUUUGAGUUGUUUUGUAAAAAAUAAAUAAA